AUGUCGGAGGAAAAGGACGCCGUCGACUACUCUCUCAACAACCCCGAUACUCAAACCAAGUACAAGACCGCCGGCCAGAUCUCCGAGAAGGUCCUGGCUGCCGUGGCCGAGCUAUGCGUGCCCGGGGAGAAGAUUGUCGCCAUCUGCCAGAAGGGCGACAAGCUGAUCGAGGAGGAGAUUGCCAAGGUCUACCGAGGCAAAAAGGUCAACAAAGGCUUCUCUCAUCCCACCACUGUCUCGCCUGCCUCCUAUGUCACGCCCUACACCCCACUGAUCACUGAUGAGAGCGAGGCCGCGCUCGAGAUCCAGCCGGGUGAGCCCAUCAAGAUCCAGCUGGGAGCCCAGAUCGACGGCUUCGGCGCCAUCGUCUGCGAUACUGUCCUGGCCACCCCCAAGGACAAGGCCGGCGAGGUCGUAACGGGCCGCCCUGCCGAUCUGAUGCUGGCUACCCACUACGCCAACGAGCUGCUCCUGCGGCUCAUGAUCCCCCCUGGCUUGCUCGCUCAGGGCACCGACGAGGAAAAGGCAAAGGCCGCUGCCCAAAAGGCUCCUACCCAGGCCAAGAUGACGAGCCUGCUGGAGAAGGUCUGCGAGAGCUUCGAAUGCCACCUUGUCGAGAGUACCACGUCAUGGCUGUUUGACCGCAACGAAAUCGAGGGUCCCAAGAAGAUUGUCAUUGCCCCUGCCGAGGGCACCAAGGGCGACGGCGUCCCCGAGACGGCCGAGGUGUGGGGUGUCGAAAUGGGCGUCAGCCUGGGAUCCGGAAAGGUCAAGACGCUUGACCAGCGUGCCACUCUUCAUCGCCGCACCACGCAGACCUACGGCCUGAAGCGCCCCACCUCGCGCAAGAUCCUCUCCGAGGUCCAGAAGAAGUUUGGCACCUUCCCUUUCAGCCUGAGACAGCUCGAGGACGAGCGCGAUGCCAAGUCGGGUGUGGUCGAGUGCGUGCGAGGCAACGUCUUCCGCCAGUAUGAGCUGGUCGGUGACAAGGACAAUGCUCCAGUCGCCAGGCUCUUGACAACCAUUGUUAUCACCAAGAAUGGCAUCACCAAGCUCGGUGGGCCGCCUGCUCCUGAUCUGAGCAAGUUCAAGACGGACAAGAAGAUCACGGACGACGAGGUGCUCAAGAUUCUUGAGCAACCUCUGUCCAGAAACACUGGCAAGAAGAACAAGAGCAAGAAGAAGAAGCCGGCCAAGAAGACGGCGGCAAAGGCCGCAGGCGACUCGAAUGAUGAUUCGGACGAUUCAGACGAGUGA
This is a messenger RNA of Hirsutella rhossiliensis, 1257 nucleotides long. Its product is annotated as metallopeptidase family m24 domain-containing protein. The record is from RefSeq and is a predicted model, not a curated record. Bases 1 to 1257 code for a protein of 418 amino acids. The transcript is spliced from 4 exons. NCBI's taxonomy places the organism in Eukaryota, Fungi, Ascomycota, Sordariomycetes, Hypocreales, Ophiocordycipitaceae.